GGCCGCAAUCAGGUCCCCUCCACGCCCGGGAACAUGGCGGCCCCUAUUGCAGUCCCGGGCCGGGCUCUCCUGCGGGCGGCCGCUGAGCGACUUGUGCGAGGAGGAGUCCGGGUGCUGCUCCGGCCGCUACUCGAAGUGGGGACCCCCGGCCUGGAGCGCAGCUUCACCCUCUCUCACUGUCGGAGCACGGUCAUCGUGGAGCGCUGGUGGAAGGUGCCGCUGGCCGGGGAGGGACGAAAGCCGCGUCUGCACCGGCGACAUCGCGUCUACAAGCUGGUGGAGGACACGAAACACCGGCCCAAAGAGAACCUGGAACUCAUCCUCACGCAGUCGGUGGAGGAGCUUGGAGUUCGGGGUGACCUGGUUUCAGUGACGAAAUCUGUGGGCCGUAAUCGACUGCUUCCUCAAGGUCUGGCUGUAUAUGCAUCCCCUGAAAACAAGAAGUUGUUUGAAGAGGAGAAAUUGCUAAGACAAGAAGGAAAAUUAGAAAACAUCCAGACAAAGGCAGGUGAGGCGACAGUGAAAUUUCUGAGAAGCUGUCACCUGGAGGUGGGGAUGAAGAACAAUGUCAAGUGGGAGCUAAACCCUGAAAUAGUUGCCCGCCACUUUCUCAAAAAUCUUGGUGUUGUGGUAGCGCCACAUGCAUUAAAGUUACCAGAAGAACCCAUCACACGGUGGGGCGAGUACUGGUGCGAGGUGACGGUAAAUGGGCUUGACACUGUCAGGGUUCCAAUGUCUGUGGUGAACUUUGAGAGGCCCAAGACCAAGAGAUAUAAGCACUGGUUAGCCCAGCAAGCUGCUAACGGAAUGGCUUCCACCAGCUCCCAGACGAUAUGAACCUACCUACUCUUCCUCAAAAGCAGCAAAGCAGAAUCUGAGGCACAAUGGAGCAAAGAGGGCCAGCUCUGACCAAAUACUGAAUUUUAGAGGGCAGAUGGGGACAUUGGACAAAACUGUGUAUUCGUGUUAAAUUCUUCAUCUUGCCAUCUUAAUCUUCGACUGUUAUCACAUCCAGCCUUGUUGGCGUAGUCCUGCUCAAGAAGUACCAAGCCAUAGAUUUGAUAAGCUGAAUAUUAAUAGACCAAAACAGUCUAGAUUCUAUUUCUUCUUUCUCCAUUGGAAUUCACUGAAACAAAUGGAAGAGCCAGCUAUUAUCUUUAGUACUUGGCUCAUCCUCAUCAUCCAAACUGAACGAACAUUUAUGUCUCAAGAAGAAAUAAAGAGGUUGUGUUCUUUUUAGGUGUUUACUGUGCUUGAGUAGACUGGGAACAGGGCAUCCACAUGAGAUGUCCUCUUGAGCCGCUGGAGUUUGCUGCUAAAAAGGAAGGAAGAAGAGAAUACAUUUGCAGGUUACAUCCCAAGUUGUUAUGGGCAAAUUACUCAACAAGCUAUAAUGUCUUUGCUCUUAAAACUUGCUCUCAUUAGGUAUAUUGAUAAAGUCAUCAAUGUGAGUAAGCACAAUGGAUUCUACUUUUCUAAGGCAAUCGGAAUUAAGGCCAAACAGUAAUUGCUGGGGAAAAUGAAGCUGGGAUGAAAAAAACUUGAAACUUCUGUUUUGUUUUCUUGAACCAGCUAGUAAGAUUUUGUAAAAGAAAAUAACCUUGGUUUCCAGACCAAAGUUAAGAUGGGGGCUGGUUAUCAGGUAAUUAUGGAAUAGACACCUUGAUAAGAGAUGAGGGAAGUGGUUCUGCAUAAGUUUGAGGUCCACUAGUGGGAAAAAUACCCAAAUGUUGACAAAUGAACAUGCUAGAGUCCCUCCAAAGAAAUGAGGGGUCAUGUAAUUCAGGAAGGAUAAAGUUGGGACAUUGACU
Messenger RNA from Pteronotus mesoamericanus, 1811 nucleotides. It is a transcript of the gene MRPL9, whose product is annotated as mitochondrial ribosomal protein L9. Gene Ontology annotation, cellular component: ribosome; mitochondrion. Gene Ontology annotation, molecular function: structural constituent of ribosome. The transcript has 7 exons. Bases 34 to 837 code for a protein of 267 amino acids. Gene Ontology annotation, biological process: translation. Lineage: Eukaryota; Metazoa; Chordata; Mammalia; Chiroptera; Mormoopidae. The record is from RefSeq and is a predicted model, not a curated record.